This is a messenger RNA of Linum trigynum, 246 nucleotides long. Lineage: Eukaryota; Viridiplantae; Streptophyta; Magnoliopsida; Malpighiales; Linaceae. The record is from the annotation of a GenBank genome assembly.
AUGGUUUCGAGGUCGAGAUCGUUGUGCAGCUUCAGUGGAGGCGGUAAAUUUGGGAUUUUCGCGGGGUUGGAGCGAGAAGCUCUGUUUCCGGAGCAAAAAACUCCAUCUCUGCGGCUCGGAGCUCUGGGAUUAAUUGGCUGGUAUUCGGCCCUCGUCGGAUCAAAGCUGCCGGCGGAGAUGACUGAGUACGCGACCACGAGAUCGGAGUACCACGAGAUCGGAGCACGGGAUGGCGGGAGGAAAUGA